CCUGACUCAGCCGUCCCAAUCUCUUUUCCUAUUUUUCCAAAAAGCCCGCUAGCCUUUUUCUGACGUGUCUCCCAAUAUUCUAUUCCAAUUAACCAAUAAUUAUCCUCCACAUCACCAUCUUUUAAAAAGUCUUUACUAUUUUAAUUAGUUGUGCGUACCAUUCUCUUAAUUAUAUUACCUCAACAUCCUUAUAAAAACCUUACACAACCUCACCUUCCAAAACCUCCUCUUUUCUUCACCAACUCCUCAUUCACAUAAAAGCUCAUAUCUCUCUCUCUCUCUCUCUCUCUCUCUCUUUCUCUCUGUGUAUUAAAAUCUGAUUUAUUUUUUAUUUUUUCUAAUUUCUUGUAAUCAAAGCUAAAGCUGAGCUGAGCUGAGCUGAUAAUUCAGAAACUUUGAUAGACGAUACAUAGUAAAUAUCAUAGCAUGGAGAUACCAGUGAUCAACAGGAUAAGCGAUUUGGAGCUUUCAUUGCAAAACCCAUCAAUGUUUUCUCGGGUUUUUUCGGUUUCUGGCUUCGAAGCCAUUCGAUUUUGGAAAUGGGGUGCUCUGGUUCUUGCUCUAGUCGCCUCGUUUAGCGCAAUAAUGAAGAGGGUCAGGAUUUUAAUCGUGAAAUUCCAAAGAGCAAGUUCAGCAGCUUCUGAACCUCUCUUAAAACUCGUCGACGACGACGACGACAUUUACAGUAGCGACGACGACGACGACGACGACGACACUUCUUCUGUGUCGUCUUCUAUAGAAGAAGAAGAAGAAAAACCCAUGGAUGAAGAUUUCCGGGUCGCCGGGUCGGGUCGUGGAUACUUCGGAAGAAGUCAAGGGCAAAGGCGUAAUUCGAAGCUAUGGCAACGGUUCUCGUGGACAGACUUGGCUAGUGGUAGCGUUGUGAAGCUGUGGGAUCAUUUGGGUUUGGGGUUAGACUUUGAUGGCAAAGUUGACGGCGACCUCAUUUCCGUUUACGAUAUGAACAGGGAACAAAGGGUAACGUCUCUUUUUGGCGGGAAAUCGGGUGUGAUGGCCGUGUCGCCGUUAAAUUCGGGGUCUGUUGUGACAGCGGCGGAAAAGGGUGUGUCUGGAAACGUGUCGCUGAAGGUGUGGGACACGCGUGUCCGGUGUCGGAUACCUGAGAUACUCGCUGAAUGGGGGCCACAGCUUGGGAAAAAGAUCGUGGCCGUUGGAUACGGCGGUGUCGGAAAAGUGCACGUUAGAGAUGACGACAGCGAGGUUGUUGGGGACAUUAGGAACGUUACAUCGCCGUUAGUGGAUUUAACGGUAUCUGAUGUGGACACGUGGUGGGACGCCGAUGCCUUUAUUGCUCCAGACGAGUUGUAAUAAUUAAAUUAAUUACGAGUUGUAUUCGCUCCUCAAAAAAAAAAAA
Quercus lobata is the source of this 1375-nucleotide messenger RNA. RefSeq lists its product as uncharacterized. The transcript has a single exon. Lineage: Eukaryota; Viridiplantae; Streptophyta; Magnoliopsida; Fagales; Fagaceae. The coding region runs from base 427 to 1329 and encodes 300 amino acids. The record is from RefSeq and is a predicted model, not a curated record.